Molecule: messenger RNA, 882 nt
Organism: Heterocephalus glaber (naked mole-rat)
Lineage: Eukaryota; Metazoa; Chordata; Mammalia; Rodentia; Bathyergidae
Gene: Pcbd1
Product: pterin-4 alpha-carbinolamine dehydratase 1
Biological process (GO): tetrahydrobiopterin biosynthetic process
Molecular function (GO): 4-alpha-hydroxytetrahydrobiopterin dehydratase activity
Source: RefSeq, a predicted model, not a curated record
AGCAGCGCUGGCCGCAGUUAAUCAUUAGCCGAGGGCGGCCCGAGCUCAGCCGAGCACGGCCCCGCCCCGGAGCGGGCCCCUAGCGCCCGGCCGCGCCUUCCCCGCGCCGCCACCUGCUGCCCGUGCACGCAGACAUGGCUGGCAAAGCACACAGGCUGAGUGCUGAAGAGAGGGAUCAGCUGUUGCCCAACCUGAGGGCUGUGGGGUGGAAUGAGCUAGAAGGCCGAGAUGCCAUCUUCAAGCAGUUCCACUUCAAAGAUUUCAACAGGGCUUUUGGCUUCAUGACCAGAGUGGCUCUGCAGGCUGAAAAGCUGGACCACCAUCCUGAAUGGUUUAAUGUAUACAACAAGGUGCACAUCACCCUGAGCACCCAUGAAUGUGCGGGCCUUUCAGAACGGGAUAUAAACCUGGCCAGCUUCAUCGAACAAGUAGCAGUGUCCAUGACAUAGGCCCGGCCCUUCUUUGCAUUCCUAGGGGAGGGGGUGGCAGAACUGCAGGCAGGGAGGGAGCUGAGCCCUCCCCCGACCCUGCAGUCAGAACUGCCUUGUUGACCCUAUUGCCUCCAUUUAAGGGUGAGUCCUUGCUGUAAAUACCAGCAUCACCGCCAACGCCAGCAACUGAGCCCUUCUCCCUCAGCCACUUUCUUCAUCCUUGGGGCUUUGUUAUUUCUACUGUUUUGAAUAAGCUUUGCCUUUCUUUGGAACUUACUGGCAUUCUGAAUGGUGUUCUUUCCUGGCGGGGUCUUGCUAAUUCAAUUCCCAAGCAGCUGUGAAGGGUGAAAUAAAGUCCUGUCUUAGAACCCAGGACCCUAACGCAAAUCCCACCCCAUGUCUCAGAAACCUGUGCUUUUAUGUCACCAAUAAAACUACUGUAUCACAGGUC